UGACAGUGUGUGUGUGUGAGAGAGUGUGUGUUGUUGGUGUGUAGUGAUGUUCGUGUUGGUGGAGAUGGUGGACACCGUCAGGAUUCCUCCAUGGAACUUUAACAGACAGCUAAACGGCGCAGCCGCAGAAGAGCUGAACAAGAAGCUGGCCAACAAGGUCGUCUUUAAUGUUGGUCUGUGUAUCUGUCUCUAUGACAUCACCAACAUGGAGGAUUCCUACAUUUUUCCCGGAGACGGAGCCUCACACACCAAAGUUCACUUCAGGUACGUCGUGUUUCACCCGUUUCUCGAUGAGAUCCUCGUGGGAAAGAUCAAGUACUGCAGUCAAGAAGGAGUUCACGUGUCCAUGGGAUUCUUUGAUGAUAUCCUCAUUCCUCCAGAGUCGCUCCAACAGCCCGCCAAGUUCGAUGAGGCCGAGCAGGUUUGGCUCUGGGAGUACGAGACGGACGAAGGAGCUCACGACCUCUACAUGGACCAGGGGGAGGAGAUCCGCUUCAGGGUGACUGACGAAGUCUUUGUGGACACGUCGCCAACCGGCCCAGCCGCCGCAGACACCGACACACCUGCACAGCCUGGACAGUCUACUGCACCGCCCCCAGAGGGCAGCGUGGAGAAGAAAGAGGCUCCGUACACUCUGAUAGGGACAAUCUGUGAGCCAGGGCUGGGGCUGCUGUCAUGGUGGAAUAAUUAACACCACAGAAGAAGAAGAACUUCAGAGAGAUGAGGGACAUACGGGAGGAGACACGGGAGGAGACACGGAACUCUCUGUGUGUUGGCUGGAUGGCGCAGAGAGACGCUGAUGAGCCUCCAUGUGUCCUGAAUAAUAAACAUUCACAAACCACUUCCUGUUUACAUGAAAAAUAAGAAACAUGAUUUUAUAUAAAGGAGCAUCUGAGUUCUGUUGACCUUCACCUGGAAGAUUCUACUUGAGAGUUUGAUCCUGGUUUAAAGAAAGACGAUGAAAUAAGUUCUAACUGAAGGAGGUGACAUCACCUGAGCGUGUUACAGGAGGACGCCACGCCCGUCAGAGUCACAAAGUGAGAACAUCGGGACAUGUAGAUUUGUGUUUCUUCUUAUUUGUGUUCUCAGUUUGUUAAACCACCUUGAUGACAUAAUAAAAGUGCGUGAUCAGA
Molecule: messenger RNA, 1133 nt
Organism: Labrus mixtus (cuckoo wrasse)
Lineage: Eukaryota; Metazoa; Chordata; Actinopteri; Labriformes; Labridae
Gene: polr3h
Product: polymerase (RNA) III (DNA directed) polypeptide H
Exons: 6
Coding region: 47-691 (214 amino acids)
Biological process (GO): DNA-templated transcription; transcription initiation at RNA polymerase III promoter
Cellular component (GO): RNA polymerase III complex
Molecular function (GO): DNA binding; DNA-directed RNA polymerase activity
Source: RefSeq, a predicted model, not a curated record